AAUUUUUUUCGCUGCUAAGUUACCGAACCUGCUGACGCUUAGCGUUCUCCUUUGGAUCGAGAACUUAGCACGUGGACAUUCUCAGAUAUUCCGAUAAAAAAUAAUAUAAAUAAGCAAUUUAACAUUUAUUUAAAUUCUAGAAACAUUAAAUAAUUAUAAAAAAUGGCCAAAUUUUGUUUAAAAAAACCAAGCAAACGCAUACCUGCGAGAAAAAGGUAUAAAAUAGAAAAGAAAGUCCGAGAACACAAUCGAAAGAUGAGGAAAGAAGCCAAGAAGAAACAGAAAGGAAAACCCAAGGUAAUCGAAAUUCCAAAUCAGUGUCCAUUUAAAGAAGAUAUUCUCAAGGAAGUAGAAGCCAUGAAAAAACAAAAUGAAGAGGAGAAACAGAAACGGAGGGAAGCUGCUAAACAAAAAAAGCGUACCGAACUUGCCGAAAAUGGUCUGCAAGGAUUAGUUAAAGAUGCACAGAAAAAGGUUGAAGAACAUGAAGCCAUGGAAAUAGAUGACAAUAAAAGUCAACUAAUUAAGGAUGCUGUCGCAGAAAAAGAAAAUUCAUUAAAGGCUUAUUACAAAGAAUUUAAGAAAGUUUUAGAUGCAGCUGAUGUUAUCUUAGAAGUUGUUGAUGCACGCGAUCCGUUAGGCACUAGAUGCAAACAGCUAGAAGAAGCGGUCCAAUCAGCUAAGGGAAAUAAGCGAUUAGUUUUAGUGUUGAACAAAGCAGAUUUAGUACCACGAGAAAAUUUAGACAAAUGGUUGAAGUAUUUGCGUGGAAGUUUACCAACAGUUGCAUUUAAAUCUUCGACUCAAGAUCAAUCGAAAAAAUUAGGCAGAAGAAAGUUGGGAAAGAAGACAGAAACUAUGAUUCAAAGUGGAACAUGCUUUGGUGCCGAAUUAUUGUUAUCAUUAUUAGCUAAUUAUUGUAGAAAUAGUGGCAAUGUUAAGACAAGCAUUCGAGUGGGUGUUGCUGGACUUCCUAACGUAGGAAAAUCAAGUGUCAUCAAUUCUCUAAAACGAAGCAGGGCAUGCAAUGUUGGAAGUGUACCUGGUGUCACAAAAUCAAUGCAAGUGGUACAAUUGGAUUCUAAAAUCAAAUUAUUGGAUUCGCCUGGUAUUGUUUUUGCUACUCAACAAUCAUCAAAGGAUGAUGAUACAUCCAUAGCUCUUAAAAAUGCAGUUAGAAUUCAAGCUCUUCAAGAUCCAUACACACCAGCUACUGCAAUUUUACGAAGACUUUCUAAACAACAAGUUAUGGAUUUGUAUGAUGUACCAGAAUAUAAUUCACCUGACGAAUUUUUUGCUUUAAGAGCAACAAGAAUGGGAAAAUUUAAGAGAGGUGGUGUUCCUAAUCAAUUGACUGCUGCACGUUGUGUUUUAGAAGAUUGGAACUCUGGAAAAAUAAGGUAUUAUACAGAACCACCUGAAGAACCUCUGUGCCAUGUAUCUGCAGAAAUUGUUAGCCAAAUGGCUAAAGAAUUUGAUAUUGAAAGUUUUGCUGCUGAAGAAAGGAUGAUGUUAGAUAAUGUUGAAGCAGCAAAUAAAGAUAUUACAGCAGAACCAGUAUUAUUUGACAGUACAGGACCCGUAACAUCACUUAUGGAAGUAGAAAUCGAAAAAGAUAAGGAAUUUAAAAUACAAAAUAAAUUAAAGAAGAAACUCGAAGCUAAACCUAAAGUGAAUAAAAAAGAGCAGAAAAAGAAAACGGAUCCUCUGAUGGAAUUGGAAGGCAAUCAAAAAUUAAACAAAUUACAGAAACUUCAAGUUAAAAAAGAAAAGAAAGAUAAAGCCCGAAGAGAGAAAGCAACUUCUGUCCUAGCUGAUCAAUUGGAAGGAUUUAAUCUAUCGUCGUCGGACAAUUAUGAUUUCAAUACUGACUUUACGAAAUAAAAUAAAAUAAAAUAAAUUAAAAUAUGAUGAAUAUUAUUUUUGAUAU
Molecule: messenger RNA, 1930 nt
Organism: Polistes dominula (European paper wasp)
Lineage: Eukaryota; Metazoa; Arthropoda; Insecta; Hymenoptera; Vespidae
Gene: Ns1
Product: Nucleostemin 1
Cellular component (GO): nucleolus
Molecular function (GO): GTP binding
Source: RefSeq, a predicted model, not a curated record